Messenger RNA from Phaedon cochleariae (mustard beetle), 2668 nucleotides. Lineage: Eukaryota; Metazoa; Arthropoda; Insecta; Coleoptera; Chrysomelidae. The record is from the annotation of a GenBank genome assembly.
UCUUCGCAUCCUUAUCAUAGAUCACCCUGUAUUCGUUCUUCCGACUCGAGAAAUCUGCAGGUCUGCAAAUCAUCACCUCCACUCCUAGAGAUUUCACAGAUUAUAAUCAUAUCGGUGGUAAUUUAUAUGACAGACCAUAUUGAUAUGUUAUCUUGUACCUAUCUUAUCGUAAGUAUUCUAUAGUCUUAGUUUGCAAUUUUUAAUCACAUAUGUGAUAUUGACAUUUAUCUGUGUUCUACUUUUCAAUAUGGCUAACUUGGACGUGGACAAAAUAAUCAAAAAUCUCACGAAUAAAGAUGUACGGGAGAGCAAAAAAAUCAAGUUGGUCAAUAUAAGUGAAUCUGAUAUAAAAGCCUUGUGUUUCAAUGCAAUGAAAAUUUUCAUGUCUCAACCAAUGUUACUGGAACUAGAGGCCCCAAUAAAAGUUUGUGGUGAUGUACAUGGUCAAUUCAUGGAUUUACUAAAAUUGUUUGGAUUUGGAGGAUUUCCUCCUGAAUCGAAUUAUUUGUUUCUUGGAGACUAUGUAGACAGAGGAAAGCAAUCAGUAGAAGUUCUAUGUCUACUACUAGCGUACAAAAUAAAAUACCCUGAAAAUUUUUUCCUUCUACGAGGAAAUCACGAAGCCUCAUCUGUUUGCAAAAUAUAUGGAUUUUUUGAUGAAUGUAAAAGAAGAUAUAACACAAAAAUAUUCAAACUGUUCACGAACGUUUUUGAUACUCUACCAGUAGCAGCAAUUAUAGAUGACAAGAUUUUUUGCUGUCAUGGUGGGCUAAGUCCUGAGUUGUUACACAUAGGACAAAUUCGGAACAUAGAACGGCCAACAGACGUCCCUAUACAAGGUUUACUAUGUGAUCUAUUAUGGUCUGACCCAUGUACCACACCUGGAUGGACUGACAACGACAGGGGUGUAUCGUACUGUUUUGGUCCCGACGUCAUAACGAAGUUUUUACGAAAACACGAUUUAGACUUGAUUUGUAGAGGGCAUCAGGUUGUAGAAGAUGGUUAUGAAUUUUUUGCACAAAGAAAACUGAUAACGAUUUUUUCUGCACCAAAUUACUGUGGGACCUUUGACAAUGCUGGAGCUUUGAUGUCUAUAAAUGAUGAUUUACUGUGUUCAUUUCAGGUAUGGACUUUGAUAUAUUCAGUACACAGGGUGUUUCAGAUUGUAACCAGAAAAAUAUAAUAGACGAUAGAACCCAUGACCUGAUUCAAAUUCUAAUGUAGGUUAAUUCAAAACAUGCCUCAACUCGACAGCUGAAAUGAGUAUAACUCGGAGUUUUUGAGAAUUUUGCAGUCACCUAUUACACUGAAUUUUGACGUUAUAAAAGCUUAUAUAGGGUGAUAAUGGAAAAAGGUAAAUAAUAGGAACCUUUCUUUUUAUUUUUGCGAGUACUAUCGCAUAUCAAAUUUUCUCGAUUAGAAUCUGAAACACCCUGUAUAUUCAAAUAUAUUCAAAUAGAUGGAUAUUUUUCCAGGUUUUGAGUCCUACACCAAAGACAAAAUAGAAUGUUUACAACUGAUAGUACAAAAACAAUACAAACUAAAAACGUAACAGUAGUUUAUUCAAAUAUUUUUAUCGUAUACCUAUAUAAUUUCAAAUAAAUUAUUUUUCUAUAAAUAUAAAUAAACGAUAAUAAAAAUAAAUUAUUUGACUACCACAAUUAUUCUCCCUUGAAAUCUAGGGUAUCUGGUAAAUAUGGAGUGAAAAAAAUCAUUACAUUAUUUCGUUUAUUGAGAUUGGAGCAAAACAGUUCCCUAUUCCACCAGUUCCAGCCAAUUGAAUACGCCAUUAGUAUUUAGAGCUUAUGGGGGUAGUUUCAAACAAAAAAUAAUAGCGUUUUUUAUGUUGCUGAUUUCAUCAGUCCUUACAUUUGGCAUCAGUUACUAAAUUAGGUAUAGUCUAAAAUAGUUUCCUACUUUGGCAGUUAUAUGAACAAAAUUUUAAAAUAGCUUGGCGUUAAGAACAUACAUAUAAAAAAAUAUACAAACUUUGAAUUGAAUAUCAAAAUCAUUAUAUAAGGGAAGAAUUUUCACUAAUCCCCAAUAAAAAUAGUAAAUAUUUACCUACAUACUGUCAUGACAUUGUUCAUCAAAGUUUAGUGGACGGUAACUUGAAUCUUUCAACAAUAACUUGUAUUUAUUCUUCGAUUUUCUUUUGCAUUUCAAAAUCUUGAAACAUCUGUUUAGCCAUUUUCGGUCACUGAUUCCCAACUGAAAAUGAAAAUGCACAUAGUUGAAAUCGAAUAGAUACUGGAUGCGAUAACUUUUCGAUACAAUUUAAAAGUACAGUCAGUUGCAACGAACAUGUCGCACAUCGGCAUCUGCAUUAACAGCGCUAUAAUAUCAUCGCUAUAUCAACCGCGACAUCUCCAUUGCAUUCGACUGUGUAUAUUUGAAUAUAUGCCUAUAUCAACAAGAACCCUACAAUCUUUUAUUUUGCAGUUUUUCAGGUAUAAGUAUGACAAACAGUUUAUACACCCGGAAGCAAUUGACCCCCAUGUAUUUUCGUUGAUAUAUCGAAUGGAUUUUUCAAAUUUGUUACAUCGAUUUGAUUGAAAUACGAUUGAGAACCUCAGAAAUAUUAGUUAUUCAAUAAUUCACAAAUUCUCAAUUGAGUAUUGGUAAUAUUCCUAAUUAGUAGUUAGCAAUAAAAACUCAAUUGUCUCAA